This is a messenger RNA of Alligator sinensis (Chinese alligator), 6699 nucleotides long. RefSeq names its product IgGFc-binding protein-like. The record is from RefSeq and is a predicted model, not a curated record. Gene Ontology annotation, molecular function: protein binding. Lineage: Eukaryota; Metazoa; Chordata; Crocodylia; Alligatoridae. The transcript has 12 exons. The coding region runs from base 76 to 5349 and encodes 1757 amino acids.
CUCACCCUUGCUGUAUUUGUGGGCUCCAGCCCGGUGCGUCCCAGCCCCCUCGGGAGAGACUUUGUGGUGGCCUUCAUGCAGAACGGGCUCCACCAAACCCUCAACAGUGACUUCAAGCUGUUCAUCACAGGCCACUCCCCUGCCGCGGCCAUCGCCAUCUCCAUGAAGAGCCCAGGGCUGAGGAUUGCAGCCCAGGUGCGGUUGGCGCAAACCAUCCAUGUCAAGAUCCCGCCACAGGCUGAGAUGGUUGGGAGCAAAUCGUUUGAGAACGCCGUGGUUGUCCGGGCUGAUGGGGACAUCUCCAUGUUCGCCGUCAAUGAGAAGCCCGACUCGGUCGACGCCACCGUGAUCUACCCUGUGUCCAGCUUGGGCACAGAGUACUACGUUGUCACACCCACUGUGGGCACUGACCGCUAUGGCGAGUUCGUCGUUGUGGCCUGGGAUGAGCCCACGUCUGUGGACAUCCACCUCAAAGGGGCGGUUACCUUCGAAGGGCGGAUGCACCCUCGAAACAGCAUGCUCACCCUCCACUUGCAGGCCUUCCAGGCAGCUCAGCUGCAGAGCCCCGUGGACAUCUCUGGCACCCGGAUCGUGGCUCAGAAACCCGUGGCCGUCUACUCCGGGCACACGUGCGUGACAAGGUACGUCCACUGUGACCACGUGGCUGAGCAGCUCCUGCCCGUGUCCAGCUGGGGCACCAGGUUCAUUGUGCCCCCCUUGCCCUUUGAGACCCAGUCUGACAUUGUCUACAUCUCCACCUCCCAGAAGACCCUCGUGGAGUCCCAACACGGGGGACUCCGGUCUCAUCGGGGGUUGCCGGGUGGGCGGGCCACGCUGUAUGGCAUCCAGGCCUCCACCGCUUUGUCCCUCUCGGCCAACGCUGGCAUCCAAGUCACCUUCUUCUGCGAUGGUGGGGUGAAGGGGUCUGUUGCCUAUGACCCCUUCUUCAUGGCCAUCCCAGACAUCUCUAGCUACUGCCAGUCCUACCACAUCUUUGGGCAGGAGAAUUUCGAAAACUAUGCCCUCUUCAUGGUGAGGACGGCGGAGACAGCGGGACUCAUGCUAGACAAGCGGCCAUUAAGGAACCUCCCGUGGAAGCCAGUGCCCGGCACAGAGUACUCUUGGGCGGACUACAACCUGGGGAGGAAGUUCUCCAUACAUAACGUGGAGCAUGCCACCUCCCCCUUUGGCCUGCUGAGUGUCGGGAUAGCCAACCAGAAGGCCUACGGGGCUCCAGCCAUCUGUGCCACAGAUCCCUGCCAAGGUCUGAAAUGCCGGGAAAAGGAAACCUGCAGACUACAGAAUGGGAAAGCAGUGUGCAUCCAUAACUACAUGGGCACCUGCCUGGGGUCCCUGUCCCGGCAGUACCACACGUUCGACGGGCUGACCUUGGACCUCCCCGAUGGGUGUACCUACACUGUUGCCAAGUACUGUGGGAAGGACACCACCCUGGUUCCCUUCGCCAUCCAGGAGAAAAAUGGGAAGAACCACAAUGGGUCCACCCUGGGGCUGAGCCAAAUCUAUGUCUACGGCCACAAAAUCUCCAUCGACAAAGGAGCAAGGGGUGUUGUCCGGGUCAAUGACCAGGUCAUCCCCCUCCCAGCCACCAUGGAGGGUGGGAAGCUCCAGCUCUCCCAGGGUGAUGGCCGUAUUGUUCUCCGAGCCGAUUUUGGGCUGCAGGUGACAUACGAUGGUGACUGGACCAUGAUUGCAACCGUGCCCAGCAGCUAUUUUGGGAGCACCUGUGGGCUGUGUGGGAACUUCAAUGGGGAUGUAGAAGAUGAUGCGGCAUAUGCCAAUGACACCAGGGCCUUGUCUGGAGGUGCCUGGAUGGGGAGCUGGAAGGUGGAGGACGGAGACCCGGCCUGUGAGGAGUGCCAAGGCCUGUGUGAGCUGUGCCAGCCGACCCAGAGGCAGCUCUUUGGGGAUGAAGAGCACUGUGGGCUCCUCCAAUUGCCGGAAGGGCCCUUCAGGGACUGCCACACUGCUACAGACCCCACUGGCCCCUUCGACACGUGCCUCACCAAACUCUGCCUGGCCAGCGGGGAGCAACAGAUGCUGUGCCAGGAGCUGGAGAAAUAUGCAGCCACCUGCAGGCACCAUGGGGCUACCAUUGGCGACUGGAGGACUCUGUCAGGCUGUGCUCUGUCCUGCCCCAAGAACAGCCACUACGAGGCCUGUGGCACGGCCUGCCCAGCCACCUGCUCUGACCCAGCUGCCGCGUCCUCCUGCCAGAAGCCCUGUGAGAAUUCAUGCCAGUGCGACCCCGGCUACGUCCUCCAUGCCAGGCACUGCAUCCCCGAGGAGAGCUGUGGCUGUAGCCACGAUGGUCAUCAUUACAAGCCCAGAGAGGAGUUCUGGGCCGAUAAGAACUGCCGCACUCGGUGCCGGUGUGACCCAGUCCUGGGCUCGGUGACCUGUAAGGAGUCCAGCUGCAAGGCCCAUGAGAAGUGUACCAUGGUGAAUGGAGUCCGGAGUUGCAAGGCCAACACCUUUUCCACAUGUAUCGGUACUGGGGACCCCCACUACACCACCUUUGAUGGGCGCCGCUAUGACUUCCAAGGGAGCUGCAUCUACCAGUUUGCUUCUCUCUGCUCCCAGGACCCUGCACUGGUCCCCUUCACCGUCAUGGUAGAGAACAACCACCGGGGCAAAAGGGCCGUGUCCUAUACCAAGACAGUGACCCUGGAGGUCUAUGGCAUUACUUUCACCUUGAGCCAGGAGCACCCACGGAAAGUGAAGGUUGAUGGCGUCUUUGUGGAGCUCCCGUUCUCCCACCAGGACAAGCUCAAGGCUUACAUCAGUGGUGUCCAUGGCUUCAUCAAGACCAAUUUUGACAUGCGGGUGAGCUUUGACUGGUACAGCUAUGCCCGGGUAAUCCUCCCCACUACCUACGCCAAUGCUGUUUGUGGCCUGUGUGGCAAUGCCAACGGGAACCCCGAUGAUGACUUCACUAUGAAAAAUGGGAGCCAGGCAUCUGAUGAGGUCCAGUUUGCCAACAGCUGGCAGGUGGGGGAGGUGCCCGGGUGUUUGGCAGGCUGUACCGGGGACUGUUCAGUCUGUACCGAGGCGGAGAAGAUUCCCUACAAGGGUGACAAGUACUGUGGAGUCCUCACCAGAAAGGAUGGGCCUUUCCAGGCAUGCCAUGGGGUCCUGGACCCUGCGCCUUUCUUUGAGGACUGCGUCUUCGACACCUGCCUGUACAAGGGUCACCGUGACACUCUCUGCAGCAUCAUCGGUGCCUAUGUCACAGCCUGCCAGACUCAAGGCAUCCAGAUCAGGCAGUGGAGAUCAACCACCUUCUGCAGUCCCGUCUGCCCCCGUCAUGCCCACUAUGAGGUCUGUGGACCCAGCUGCCCGACCACCUGCCGUGACCCCUCUGCUCCAACAACGUGUGAUGCACCAUGUUCUGAAGGGUGUUUCUGUGAUGCUGGAUAUGUCCUCAGUGGAGACCAGUGCGUGCCAGCUGACGAAUGUGGCUGUGUGCACCGGAAUCGCUACUACAGCCGAGGACAGACCUUCUACACCGACACCUCCUGCCGGGAGAGAUGUCAGUGCCAGGCCAAUGGGGUGGUGACAUGCCAGCUGGCCACAUGUGGCUCCGGUGAGGAGUGCCGAGUGGAGAAUGGCAUUCUGGGCUGCCACCCUGUGGCCUAUGGGAAGCUUGUGUUGUCUGGAGAUACUCACUAUGUCUCCUUUGACGGCUGGGCCUUUGAUAUCCAGGGCUCCUGUGCCUACAUGCUGGCCAAAGUCUGCGGCAAGCAGCCACAUCUGGCCAACUUCUCUGUGGUGGUGGAGAAUGACCAGGCUGGGCCCGGGGCCAGGACACUGACACGGACUGUGGUGGUCUCUACCUAUGGCUAUACCAUCACUAUGGAGAGGGGGAGGCACUGGAAAGCAGCGGUGAAUGGGGAGCUCCAUACCCUGCCCCUGGCUCUGAACGACAGGAAGAUUUGGGCCAACCAGGAAGGGAACAACAUCAUAAUCCAGGCAGCCUCUGGCCUCCGCGUCCUCUAUGAUACUUCCUCCUACGUCCUGGUGACCGUCCCCAGCACCUACCAGGGUCACGUGUGUGGCCUGGGUGGCAACUUCAAUGGGGAUGAGAGUGACGACUUCCUGCUGCCCAAUGGCAAGAUGGCCAAGAACAUGGUUAACUUUGUGGCCUCCUGGAAGGUCCCCACAGACGGUGCCACAUGCUCGGAUGGCUGUGGAGACCAAUGCCCUGUGUGUGAUGAAACCAAGAUGGCGCCGUACCGGGCCAAGACCUCUUGUGGGGUCAUCCGAGCCACAUCUGGCCCCUUCGCCAGCUGCCACUUGCUGGUCACCCCCGACAACUACUACAGAUACUGUCUCCAGGACAUGUGUGCAGCUAAUGGGGCGCAGGAGACCCUCUGCCAGAGCCUCCAAGCCUACAUGGCCGCCUGCCAAGUGGUUGGAGCCGAGGUUGGUGUCUGGAGAUCCGCCACAUUCUGCCCUCUUGCCUGCCCACCCCACAGCCGCUAUGAGGCAUGUACCAGGUCCUGUGACUUCACAUGUGCCAGCUUAUCCGUGCCCAGCCAGUGCGCUGGGAGAUGUUUUGAAGGCUGCCAGUGUGAUGAUGGCUACAUGUUCGAUGGGGAGUCCUGUGUGUCGAUGGAGCAGUGCGGUUGCCUGCGGGAAGGGCGCUACUUUAAGGCCGAGGAACGAGUCAUCACUAGCAACUGCUCGGAGAAAUGCUCCUGCCACACCUCAGGUGGGCUUGUCUGUGAGGCGACUAGUUGCCCUGUGGGGCGGACAUGUGCCCUCCGGGCUGGGGGCCUGGGCUGCAUGAUGGAGGAAGGCCGGUGUACAUUGACCCCCGGGGCCUACUUCACCACAUUUGAUGGGGCCUCUGGGCAGCUGCUCUACAGUGGGACAUACAAGGUGGCUGCCCUCUGCAACGAAGCAUCGCCCAACUGGUUCAAGGUGGUGAUGGAAGUCAGCAAAUGCCGUAAGGACAGUGUCCUGUCGGCCACGGCGAUCUUCGUCUUCUUCCGGGAGGCUUUUAUCACCGUGAACAGCAACAUGGAGGCUCAGGUGAACGGGCUCUUUGUGAAGCUCCCGGCACAGGUUUCCAACACUGUGUCCCUGAAUGAGUCCCAGGGCAGCAUCACCAUCACUCAGGUCUCAGGGGUGCAGGUCACAUUCAGCCCUGAAGGGGAGGUGACUAUAAUUGCCAGGGAGAACCUCAUCAACAAACUCUGUGCACCAUGCGGGGACUUCAAUGACAACGUCUCCGAUGAUCUGCGACUGCCCAGUGGAAGGGUUGUGGGGACCAUCGCAGAGGUCAUCGAUGCUUGGAAGGCCAGAGACUUUACGGGGUGUGACUGACACCCAAAAGGCAAAGAACAUCUCUGCCAUGCCUACAGCCACAUACGAACCAACGUGGAAGCCCCCGUGUACCCUCCGCCAUAGGUGGUGUGGAAGCACAACAUGCAAUGUGAGCAGAACCCAUCUCCACCAUGGGCCUCAGCUGCCUCUGUCCUCUCCAUUCCCCAGAGACCAGCCUGCCAAGAUGCACAGCCAGGCUGCGACCCAUCAAACACUUGGCUUCUCUAGCUUUGGUAAUCACAGCUUGCACGUGUGUGGACACGCAACUCACCCACGCGCACUUGGGUCACAGCAGGCUGGGGGAGGGGUUGGGAGGGAACAUAGCCCAGGUUGUCACAUAUGAACAUGUCAGUGUGAUCAUGCUUGCUGUACGUGUGCACGCAAUCCCAUGCGCGCGCGCGCGCGCACACACACACACACAUGAAAACAAAACCCAGGCAUCCGGGACAUACACAUGCACAGAUAUCUAUGCAUGCACACACACAGAACCCAAGUGUCCAGGACACAUGGACACACACACACACAUAUCCACACAUGCACACACACAGAACCCAGGUAUCCAGGACACACACACACACACAUAGGCAGGUUUGAUCCUGCUCAGCAAAGGGCACUGUGUGUGCAUGCAUGUGCGCGCGUGCGCGCACACACACACACAAGCACAAUCACGCACAAGCACAAGCACGCACACAGGCACACAGGUGACUGUGCACAUGCAUUAACACAAUCACAUGCUUCUGUGUGCACAACCAUGCCCUCACAGAAACAUGCAUACUCCCCAAACAUACAUGCACACAUAUUCACAUGAUGAUACACUUGUGUUUGCACAAUCACACCUUCACAGACACCUGCACAUGUGUACACACAUACACAUGUAGACACACAGAACCCAGGCAUCUGGGACAUGGACACACACACACAUGCACAUAGAGUUGUGCACAAAGAACAUAGGCAUACCCAAUCCUAUUAAACUGGGGACAGAGCAUACAUGCAAACACACGUGUGCACAUAUACAGAUACACCCACAUGUGCAUAACACACAUGUGCACACAGUCCCACCCCCCUGCUUGUACGCCCACCACCCUGCCUGCCUGCCCGUGCACACACCUGCUGUACAUAAAGCCUGAACGACCCCCAUGUGGGAGUCCCCUCCAGCCUAGCAGAGCAGAAAUGUCCAAGGAAUUAGAGGCUGGACCCAGCCCAGGGGAUUUGGACACCUCGCUCCUCCAUGGACACUGGGGGGCUUCUUUAUGAAUCACACCAGAUAUGGCAAAAGAGAUGGGUUCUCCCAGCCUUGGCCUUGUUCUGACUCACUCCAGUGGCCAGUGGACAGAGCAAUAAAGCCUUCCA